UUCGACUCUCUGGGGUGGGGGGGGGGUUUAAAUAGAGAGAGAGAGAUAGAGAGACUCAAUUCUCAGUUCGAGAUAAAGCUAGGGUUUUUUAGUUUUCUCAGAUAUCUUUAACUUCACCAAAGUUCGAAAAUGGUUGCUACGAAGAGACUUGGUGAUCACAGCGACUCCAACUCGGAUGACUCCCUCACGAGGAAACGUGACGAUGACGUUGACGCGAUGCGCAGGAAGAGGAAGCAACUAAAGACGACGACAGCUACAUUGGUACCUCCCUCUGCUUCAAAGAUCAAAUGGACUAAAAACGAUGAGCUUGUCAUUCUCGGGGGUAUUGUGGACUUUGAAAAUGAAACGAAACUGAGCUUCAGAUCCGACCGGGAUGCCUUGUACCAUUAUAUAAAAGAUUAUGUAGAAUCAAACUUUUCGAAGAGGCAGCUCAUAGAUAAGGUGAGGAGCUUGAAGAGAAAGUUUAUAGAUAAUCAGGCGAGAUCUAACGAUGGGAAAGAGCUUUCUUUUACUGAUACUGAUGAUGAUGCCAUCUUCAAAUUGUCAAUGAUGAUUUGGGCCAAAAAUGAAACAGAGCAUGUUGGUGAGGAUCUGAACCAAGCUAAGGAUGUUCCUUCUGGGGGGCAAGAAAGAAAGAAUGUGACUUGUACGGAGCAGGAGCAAGUGAGUGUAGAAGUUGAGAAUGGUGAGAAAGAGAAAUUGGACCAAGCCAAGGACGUGCCUUGUGAGGAGCAAGAGGAUAUGGAUGUGCCUUGUGAGGAGCAAGAGGGUAAGGAUAUGCCUUGUGAGGAGCAAGAGAGGGUGAGUGUGGAGAAUGAUAAUGGUGAGCAAGAGAUGAGUGAAGAAGAUGGUGUGGGUGAGUUAGGUGUUAUGGAGGACACACUUGACUCUGGGAUCACGUUACUAGAUUCAGCUAAAAAUGGUGAGAAAGAUAAGAGUGAAGAAGAAGGUGUGUAUGAGUUGGGUGUUCUGCAGGGGAUACUUGAGGGGGAUACAUUUUAUCAAAACUGUGGUAAAUUUCAACAGAAGAUGCUGCGUCAGAAUUUGGAAAAGAUUGGAGCAGAAAAAAGAAAACAGCUAAUCGACGAAUGGAACGCGUUGAUGGUUGAGGAGCUGAAAUUGUAUGUCAAGAAACUAACUUUCUUGGCAGAGCUGCUUGAAAUGGGAGAAGUUUCUCCUUAGUUCGUAAGGAAGAAUAAAGUAUGCUCUUGGAAUGAUUUCGAUGUUUUAGGUUCCUUCUGCUAUUUCCUUUCCAUCUUUUUCUUCUUGUGUUGUGUUUUAGCUAUCAUUUUCGAACUUUCAAGUAGCGUACGCUAAAAGGGUUGUGUGACUUCUUUUGUCUUAUGGUGUAACUUGUUCUAUGGAAUUAUCCUUAUUUCUU
This is a messenger RNA of Capsella rubella, 1381 nucleotides long. RefSeq names its product GLABROUS1 enhancer-binding protein-like 3. Gene Ontology annotation, biological process: regulation of DNA-templated transcription. NCBI's taxonomy places the organism in Eukaryota, Viridiplantae, Streptophyta, Magnoliopsida, Brassicales, Brassicaceae. Bases 130 to 1182 code for a protein of 350 amino acids. The transcript is spliced from 4 exons. Gene Ontology annotation, cellular component: nucleus. The record is from RefSeq and is a predicted model, not a curated record.